UACCCUAUAGACUGGACUCAUCGGCCUUCUGUCAGCAUCCUUCUCUCUCAGCAGCUACUAGCAUGCACGCGUGUAUAUAUACCACCCUUGGGCAAGAUCCCAAAACAGCAAGUAGAAGCACAGCGGCCAUCUAAACCUGUACGAUAAUCUUUCUUCCAUUGCACCAACCCCAAGCCAGCAUCCAAUGGCAGGCCAAGUAAUGGAAGCUCAGGCGCAGCUGCAGCGUGCCGUGACGCUAGCCCAGCUACCGCCCAGCUGCAAGAACAACAACCUCACGACGACGACAAUGCCGGCCACCUCCGGCUCCAACACCACCACUACCACGGCGGCCGAAAUUGCGUACCUCCGACAGGUGCAGAACGCCGCGGCCGAGGCGAACAACCACAGUGGCAACGGCGGCGCGCGGGGGGAGCAGUGCCCGCGGUGCGCGUCGCACGACACCAAGUUCUGCUACUACAACAACUACAACACAUCGCAGCCGCGCCACUUCUGCCGCGCCUGCCGCCGCUACUGGACGCUGGGGGGGUCCCUGCGCAACGUCCCCAUCGGCGGCUCCACUCGCAAGCGCCCGCGGCUGGCGCAUCCUCCGCCGUCGGCGCGCCGCCCUCCGGCACACGUCUUCGGUCUCGGCGGCGCACCUCCGAUGCCCCCACCGCCGUCGCAGGGCCUCCUCGGCUCGCUGUUCGCGCUCAGCGCGGCGCCGCUGCUGGAGGGGCGCGGCGCAGGGUUCGACCUUGGCCUCGGGCUGCCGCCAGCCGGGCCCUUCAGCUCCGGCGAGGUGGGUUUGCAAAUGCAAGGUAUCGGACCUAUCGGUCUCCGGGUUGGUGGUGGUCCUGCUGGGGCGUCGCAGCUGUUCUGGCCCACCGGGCUGCUGGACAACGACGGCGUGGACACGUGGAAGGUGCCCAGCGCCGGGGCCAGUGCAAUGUGGCCGGAUUUCUCUGCGGCGGCACAGGCAGGCGGGCUGAUGCAUGGUGGGGCCCAGUUGAUGUGACUGGGCAUGCAGCCUUCCCCAUAGAGGAGUAUGACCUGCUACGCUAGGCUUGCAGCUCUACUCGUAUACCUACGUAGUCGUGUAGUAGU
Molecule: messenger RNA, 1083 nt
Organism: Phragmites australis (common reed)
Lineage: Eukaryota; Viridiplantae; Streptophyta; Magnoliopsida; Poales; Poaceae
Product: dof zinc finger protein DOF3.1-like
Exons: 1
Coding region: 185-994 (269 amino acids)
Biological process (GO): regulation of DNA-templated transcription
Molecular function (GO): DNA binding; DNA-binding transcription factor activity
Source: RefSeq, a predicted model, not a curated record